Molecule: messenger RNA, 2147 nt
Organism: Galleria mellonella (greater wax moth)
Lineage: Eukaryota; Metazoa; Arthropoda; Insecta; Lepidoptera; Pyralidae
Gene: Gmd
Product: GDP-mannose 4,6 dehydratase
Exons: 7
Coding region: 312-1397 (361 amino acids)
Biological process (GO): GDP-mannose metabolic process
Molecular function (GO): GDP-mannose 4,6-dehydratase activity
Source: RefSeq, a predicted model, not a curated record
ACGGUACAUUUUUGUUUUCAACUUUUUAUCACUUUACAUUUCUGAAUCCCAAACAAAUUUUAUAAAAAAAAUACCUAAAUUUUCUUAUCAAUUAUACGUUUUAGUUACAAUUUCUUUAAUUUUUAGUAAAUAACAAUUUUCUGACUCAUGCCGGUAAUACUAUGCAUAGGAAAUUGAUAAUGUACAAAUCGUAAUUUGAGUUAUUCUACGAGCUUGUGAUAAGCUUAUCGGUUUUUAAGCGGCACCGGUCGGCUUGUGUAGACGUUUACACUCCCUAGACGCAUUAUAAACGGAUUGAAAACGUACCUAAAAUGUCUGGUGAAGGUUCCAGUACAAAUGGUAAUAGAAAAGUGGCUCUUAUCACCGGCAUAACAGGACAGGAUGGUUCAUAUUUAGCAGAAUUCCUAAUAGAGAAAGGAUAUGAAGUGCAUGGUGUGCUUAGGCGCUCAUCUUCCUUCAACACGGGUAGGAUACAGCAUUUGUAUGGGCAGCCCACAUGUCACACAGGGGGAAGAAUGCACCUACAUUAUGGUGAUCUCACUGACACCACUUGUUUGAUCAGUAUUAUAACACAGACUCGCCCUAAAGAAAUUUAUAACUUAGGAGCGCAAUCUCAUGUUAAAGUAUCAUUUGAGCUCAGUGAGUAUACUGCCCAAGUGGAUGCGUUGGGUACACUCAGGUUACUUGAAGCUAUACGAGCUGCAGGGUUAGAAAAAGAAACAAAAAUAUAUCAAGCAUCAACGUCAGAAUUAUAUGGAAAAGUUGUAGAAGUUCCACAAAAUGAAAAGACACCAUUUUAUCCCAGAUCUCCAUAUGCAUGCGCGAAAUUAUACGGCUACUGGAUAGUAGUGAACUACCGCGAAGCGUACGGCAUGUUCGCGUGUAACGGGCUCCUGUUCAACCACGAGAGCCCGCGCCGCGGUGAGAACUUCGUUACGAGGAAAAUCACCCGCGGAGUGGCCAAAAUAACACUUGGCCUGAUGCCCUAUCUGGAACUGGGGAAUUUGGACAGCAAGAGAGAUUGGGGACACGCUAAGGACUAUGUAGAGGCAAUGUGGCUGAUGAUGCAGCAAGAGACAGCCGAGGACUUCGUGGUGGCGACAGGCGAGGCGCACAGCGUACGCGAGUUCGUGGAGAAGGCGUUCGGCUGCGUGGGCCGCCGGCUCAGCUGGCGCGGCGCCGGCGAGCACGAGACCGGCCACGAUGCGAGCACCGACCAGCUGCUCGUCAAGGUCAACCCCAAGUACUUCCGGCCCACCGAAGUCGAUUUACUUCUGGGCGAUUCGACGAAAGCUAGGCAGAAGCUAGGAUGGGCUCCUCGCGUGACCUUCGAUGAACUGGUCCGAGACAUGGUGGAGGCGGAUCUCGAACUGAUGAAGAAAAAUCCAGAGGCGUAGGUGACCAGAAAAUGUGCUGCAUUUGUGAGUACGAUGGACGUCGACUCUGCUGUCGUGCACAAUUCUGGUCAGCGACGCUGUGUGCUCUCUUCCUAACGAGAGAAACAGCUGCUAAUCUACGAAAUAAAAAAAAAAAUUGGGUGGUGCUUGAGAAUGACUAAAGGAAGUGAAACUUCUAUAAAGCUAUUGUACCCCUGUAACGUUAUGUUACAUGUUGCAACGCAUCACGAAAUUGCGACAGAUUUAAGACUUUUUUAUGCUUUUAUCACGCUCCACAUAUACUGUCAUAGAGGCUCAAAUAUAUAGGCGAUAUAUGAUAUGUAAUCAUGCAAUAUCUAAAAUAUAAACUUAUAUUUAUACAAGAUUUGUCAUAAUGACUAUAUACAGCCGAAGCCAGUUGUUGUAGUUGAUAAUAUUUAUGACAUGAGUAUUAACAACUUAUAUAAAUAUUGAAUGUGUUAGAUCCUAACACGGGCAAAAUUGUACAAGUGACAUAGAAAACAUAUUAAUUUAAAAUUUAUUCCAAAUAAAAUUAAAUCAAUAUCUAGUUUUAAUAUCAACUAUUAAUACAUUGUUGUAAAAUUAUUUCCUUAUGUAACACAGAAAAGGACAUAGAUAAGUUAGAAUAAAUGUCUCCACCGUAGAAAGAGGACCGCAAGGUACUGUUCUUAGUCUAUGGUCUCCACCUACAUAUUUUGUAAAUGUAAACCGUCGGUAGUGAAUUUUUUUUUUUUCAUAAGUAUUGGGCGG